This is a messenger RNA of Arabis nemorensis, 2472 nucleotides long. NCBI's taxonomy places the organism in Eukaryota, Viridiplantae, Streptophyta, Magnoliopsida, Brassicales, Brassicaceae. The record is from the annotation of a GenBank genome assembly.
AUGUCGACGUGGCAAAUAUUUCCCGAUUCCAGCAGCGGUGGUUUCCGGUGGGAAGUCGGCGGCCGGAUUCUUCAUUCUGACCCCAUUUCUACGGCGCUCGAGUCCACGGCUCCUCUACCUUCCAUGGCCGAUCUCUUGCUCCAAGGAUGCUCGAAGCUUGUACAACGGGAGGAACCGACGCCGCCAGGGGAAAUCCCAAUGUUCAGGACUGGCCUGGGGAAGUCUGUAGCCCUGAAAGAGUCUUCGAUUGCGAAAGCCAAAUCCAUUUUAGCACAUGACAAGGUUGCUUUUUCAGGUACAGGAGAGCGCGAUUUCCAGAAUCUCCAAAAGCGACAAGUGGACACUGCUGGAACUUUGCCUAUGUUCAGUACAGCCUCAGGGAAAUCUGUCCCACUGAAAGACUCUUCAAUUGCCAAAGCUUUGUCUAUUCUUGGGGGUGAUAAUAUGAUGAACUCAGACGUUCUUCCCAGGGAGAAUGGAUUUGGUGUUCCCCAUACUCUUUUUCGGACAGCUUCUAACAAGAAGGUUAAUGUGUCUUCUGCCGGUCUGGCAAGAGCCAGGUCAUUGUUAGGACUAGAAGAAGAUGAUUUGAAUGGUUUUAAUCAUGUGGACCCCUCGUUUUCUUCCCACCAGCAACAUGGGUGGUCUGGGUUAAAAACUCAUGAGGAGUUUGAUGCUACACCGGCUCAGCACCAUUCAAGAACACCAGGACAAUUUGAGGGUCAUGUAUCUGGGAAGAGAUCUGAAAUCUUAAAUCCAUCUUUAAAGGUGCCUCAAACAAAGUUUCAGACUGCUGGCGGAAAAUCAUUGUCAGUGUCAGCUGAGGCAUUGAAACGUGCCAGAAGCCUUCUUGGAGAUCCUGAAUUAGGCACUUUCUUUGAUGAUGUAGUGGCAGAUGAUCAAUUUGUUACACCACAGAAAGAUAUUGCUAUAAACAAUGGAAGUGCCAACACGGGUUAUGCUGCUCUUGAAGGAAACACAGGCAACAAGCAUACGUCAAAUAGUUUUAUAUCUCCUCAUUGGUCAUCUUCAAAGCGAUUCAGAUCAGUCAAAUUGCAGGACCUCUCUUCAGGGAGUAAUUUGAUCAAGAAAUUUGAUGCGGCUAUUGAUGAGACGGAUCGUGCUCUGAAUAUUACUCAACUUGCUACAAAUGACAGGCCUUUAGCAUCAGAUAUGGCAGUUAAUAAUUCCAAGGAAAACGGUUUCAUUCGAAGAACUAGACAAUUUGGAAGGCAAGCUGACCAGCCACUUGUCGACAUAACAAAUCGCAGUGACACAGCUUAUGCAAAUAAUAAGCAAGACAAUGCCCAAAAGAAAAGACUGGGAACGACUGUCUACGUUUCUCCUUUUAAAAGGCCAAGGAAUUCCUCCUUUAAAACUCCUUUAAAGAAAAAUGCUCAGCAUGCUUCAAGUGUUGGUUCAAUGGUUGACCCUGAGAUUUAUAAUUUUUGGCAUCCUGUCUAUUGUCAGGUGCUUUCUACAAGAUAUCGAGAUAGGUCUCCAAGAGUAUAUAUCAAGUAUUAUUUUGGAACGCAUCCAAGAGCUACGACCAAGAUUGAUUAUGUGCCAGACCAUGUCAGAAGAAUCAAAUCAAAUAAUGCAGCUAAAUAUGUAUUCUGUGAUGAGUCUUCCUCUACCGUGGUUGGAGCUGACACUUUUCUUCAAAUAUUGGCUGAGUCUGGUGCUUCCAAUAGGUCUGUGACUGUUUUCUUGCAUGUGAUUCUCAUUCUGUUAGAUAGGCAGUGGGUCACUAACCACUACAGGUGGAUAGUCUGGAAACUUGCAUGCUACGAGAAAUACUACCCAGCCAAAGGCAGACGAAACUUUCUGACGGUCACCAAUGUUUUCGAGGAACUAAAAUACAGAUAUGAGAGAGAGGUCAAUCACGGUCAUUGCUCUGCAAUCAAGAGGAUUCUGAGUGGUGAUGCACCAGCUUCCUCAAUGAUGGUGCUCUGCAUAUCAGCUCUUAAUCCAAUGACCAAUAAUCAUCCUCAUGGUUCUGAUAGUGGCGGCUAUGUGAAAGUAGAACUCACAGAUGGGUGGUAUUCCAUGAAUGCUGCUCUGGAUGUUAUGCUGAGAAAGCAGCUGAAUGCUGGAAAAUUGUUUGUCGGGCAGAAGCUUCGAAUCCUUGGUGCAGGACUCUCUGGCUGGUCUACCCCAACAUCACCUCUUGAGGCAGUGAUUUCAAAUACAACCUGUUUGUUGUUGAAUAUUAAUGGGACAUACAGAGCUCACUGGGCGGAUCGACUAGGAUUCUGUAAAGAAGUUGGUGUCCCUCUGGCUUUCAACUGUAUCAAGUUCAAUGGGGGUCCAGUGCCUAAAACGUUGGCUGGAAUCACACGAAUAUACCCUAUUCUAUACAAGGAAAGGUUAGGUGAAGGGAAGUCAAUAGUUCGAUCAGAGAGAAUGGAAAGUAGAAUGAUCGAGCUGCAUAGCCAGAGGCAAGUUUGCCAGUUGCUGAGUUUAGAUUAA